CGUGUCCGUGUGCGGGCAGGGCAGGCGGGGCGGUAGUGGGAGUGGGGAUGGCUGUCAGUGCGCGUUGUGCCUUCCCUGCCCCGCUCCGUCCGACCUCUGGGCACAGCUGCGCUGGUUCUGCUUGCAGAGAGCGCCCGGCCGGCGCUGCAGCACAGCCCGCUGGCCGCGGCGUUACAUUCCCUCUUGUAAAUCGUGAAUACAGGGAGGAGAGAGGCCUUGGGUUUCUAUCACAGGGCUGGAGCCUGGCGUCUAAUUUAGGGGGAGCUUUUCCGGUAAUGACAGCGUUAAGGCUGCUCUCCAGGUUUUCUCAGGCAGCGAAAUCUGUCUGCUUGCCUUCACGGCCUGGAGUCAUCUUCAGUAGUUACAGGCUUUUGAAACUGCAUCCUGCAUUCCAGUCAAUUUUCUAAAAGUUAAGGGCAGUGAAUCUGUUCUUUGCUACCUGAUAGGUGUUAAAAUGGGAAACCUUGGCUCAAGGAAGACUCAGGUGCUUUGUGAAAAUGGAGCCUUAAAAUCUAUCAUUUUCUUCUGGUUCUUAAUGAUCUCACUGAAAAUGUUCCACUUCACAUCUGUUUUUAAAGAGAAACUUAAUAUUUUUGUAGUUCUCCAAGGUGUAUGUAAAUAGAGCAUACAUUUUUCAGCCUCAUCAAGCAAUGGGUAUGGGACACGGAGGUGACCACGGCCACGGGCACGGCCAUGACAAAGUGGAGCUGCCUGACUACAGGCAGUGGAAGGUGGAGGGGACUCCCCUCGAGGAGGUGCAGAGGAGGCUGGCAAAGCGCGGGCUGAGGGACCCCUGGGCUCGUAAUGAAGCGUGGAGGUACCAGGGUGGCUUUGCAAGACCUAUCACUGUAACAGAAAUCUUUACCAGGGGAUUCAAGUGGGGAGCUGCAGCUUUCAUCAUAGCUCUGGGCAUUGAAUAUUCACUGUUUCCUCCAAAGAAGAAUGGAGGCCAUCACUGAAGAUCAAAUAUGACAACUUAAUACUUACUAAUCAUAAGCUGAAGCGUACAUAAGCCUGCUGCUCACUCUGUACUUAUAAUAUGCAUAUUAAAGUCUAUCACAGGCAAA
Molecule: messenger RNA, 1067 nt
Organism: Agelaius phoeniceus (red-winged blackbird)
Lineage: Eukaryota; Metazoa; Chordata; Aves; Passeriformes; Icteridae
Gene: NDUFB3
Product: NADH:ubiquinone oxidoreductase subunit B3
Biological process (GO): electron transport chain; mitochondrial respiratory chain complex I assembly
Cellular component (GO): respiratory chain complex I; mitochondrion
Source: RefSeq, a predicted model, not a curated record